GCCCGCCCGGCCUGCCCUCCGCUCCCGGCCCCGAGGUGCCCACCGCCCGUCCUCCGCGCUCCCGCGCUCCGUUCCGCCCAGGCCGCGCCCAGCUGGAAUGCAGAGAUCGCCGCCCGGCUACGGCGCACAGGACGACCCGCCAGCCCGCCGCGACUGUGCAUGGGCCCCGGGACCCGGCGCCGCCGCUGAGCCGCGCGGCCUCCCCGCCGCCCCCGCCGCGCCCGCCGCGCCCCCCGCGCCGCCCAGCCCGCCGCGAAGCCCGCCGCGAAGCCCCGAGGCGGGGCGCUAUGGCCUCAGCCCGCCCGGCCGCGGGGAGCGCCCGGCCCCCGACGAGUCGCGCAUCCGGCGGCCCAUGAACGCCUUCAUGGUGUGGGCGAGGGACGAACGCAAGCGGCUGGCGCAGCAGAACCCGGACCUGCACAACGCGGUGCUCAGCAAGAUGCUGGGCAAGGCGUGGAAGGAGCUGAGCGCGGCGGCGAAGCGGCCCUUCGUGGAGGAGGCGGAGCGCCUGCGGGUGCAGCACCUGCGCGACCACCCCGACUACAAGUACCGGCCGCGCCGCAAGAAGCAGGCGCGCAAAGCCCGGCGGCUGGAGCCCGGCCUCCUCCUCCCCGGCCUGGCGCCGCCGCCGCCACCGCCGCCCGAGCCCUUCCCCCCGGCGCCCGGCCCGGCCCGGGCUUUCCGCGAGCUGCCCCCUCCGGGCGCCGGGUCCGACGGCUUGGGGCUGCCCACGCCCGAGCGCUCGCCGCUGGACGGCCUGGAGCCCGGCGAAGCCGCCUUCUUCCCGCCGCCCGCGGCGUCCGAGGACUGCGCGCUGCGGACCUUCCGCGCGCCCUACGCCCCCGCCGAGUUGCCCCGGGACCCCGGCGGGUGCUACGGGGCGCCGCUGACCGAGGCGCUCAGGACCGCGCCCGCCUCCGCCGCGCCGCUCCCCGGCCUCUACUACGGCGCCCUGGGCGCGCCCGGCUCGGGCCCGUACCCAGGCCCGCUGUCGCCGCCGCCCGAGGCCCCGCCGCUGGAGGGCCCCGAGCCGCUGGGGCCCGCCGCCGACCUGUGGGCCGACGUGGACCUCACCGAGUUCGACCAGUACCUCAACUGCAGCCGGACUCGGCCCGACGCCGCCGGGCUCCCGUACCACGUGGCGCUGGCCAAGCUGGGCCCCCGCGCCAUGUCCUGCCCGGAGGAGAGCAGCCUGAUAGCGGCGCUGUCCGACGCCAGCAGCGCCGUCUACUACAGCGCGUGCAUCUCCGGCUAGAAUUUGAGGCUAAAUGCAACCGUCCCGUACGAACCGGUGACGCCCUGCAAACGUGGUUUCCCCGUGUCCCGGGCUUUUCGAAGGAAGCCCAGGCGCAGGACCGGUUGGCUGGCCCUGCCAGGGUUAAGUUUUUGAAGUGCCUAAUCCUUUAACUGCAGUGUAUCUUCUAGAACCAGGCUGUAUUUUUUACUUUGCCUUUUUUUUAUAUAUGUAAUACAAUAUAUUUAAUUUUUAAUUAAACUUUAAAACUUUUUC
Molecule: messenger RNA, 1510 nt
Organism: Manis pentadactyla (Chinese pangolin)
Lineage: Eukaryota; Metazoa; Chordata; Mammalia; Pholidota; Manidae
Gene: SOX18
Product: SRY-box transcription factor 18
Exons: 2
Coding region: 98-1255 (385 amino acids)
Biological process (GO): angiogenesis; positive regulation of transcription by RNA polymerase II; vasculogenesis
Molecular function (GO): DNA-binding transcription factor activity, RNA polymerase II-specific; RNA polymerase II cis-regulatory region sequence-specific DNA binding
Source: RefSeq, a predicted model, not a curated record